AUGGGGCGGACGCACCCAGCGUUUGAGAGACUUGUGUACUUGCACUUUCUGAAGAUGAAUGAAUUUAAAUAUAAAUACCAAUACAUUCCUUCCACAAACCUACAUUUACCUGAGGAGAUCACAACAUCCCGAUUGUAUGCCUCUGCGACAGAGGGCUUUGAAGCCCAAAUUGCCAGCCUGGUGGAAAUGUUUUUGGUUGAAGUGUACAGGUGCAAACUUUGUCAGUUCACAAGCAGUAUCAAGAAUAAAAUCAGAACUCACAUGACUAACAUUCACAAACAAGGUAGAAUUUGCCACAUUUCUGAAUGCCUUGAAAUGGGCCCAGAUCAAGAUGAAAAUGACUCAUACAGCAUAGGGGAUGAAAUCUGCCAAGAAAACAAAGAAAAUGAAGAAAACCUUGCAAAGAUGUCAUUUCUGUUGCCCAUGUACCAGAUGAUUCAUAACAUGAGCCCUGAAUGCUGUGAUGUGAGCCUGGGGAAUCAUAGUGAUAAUCCUAGUGUCUCUCAUUCUAGUAAGGUAAACACACUGUUUGAAGAAGAAGCAGGUCAGUUUCAGCUUGAGGAGCCCUGCUCUGUGGUGCCUAAUCCACUCUCAUAUUCCACAGACCCUAAUGAAUUUAAAAGAAGCAAAGAUGAGGAGGAAGCCCAAUCUGAACAUCUCAUGUCACUUGGCCUGUGUCGCAUUUCCAGCAUUAAAACGCAAACCUUAGAAGUAGAAGUGAAAACAACUAAAGUUGAAGUCAAACAAGAAAAUAGUAAAAGUCAGAAGAAGGUCAGACCUGAACACAGCGGCUUAGCUCAGCCUUUGAAAGGUAUUUACACCUUAAAACCAAGUGCUGAACGAAUACAACACUGCAACAUAUGUGACCAAGAACUGAAGUCAAAGGGUGCUUAUAAAAUCCAUGUUAAAUGUCAUGAUGGGGAUGAGGGCUUCAAAUGUGUUUAUUGCAAUUGCUGCAUGACUGAAUGGAACUUAAUGGAAAAUCAUUUAAAAACACACAAGCCAGUAAAAGAGAGCUACCAGUGUCUGAUUUGCAAGAGAGUUUUUAUGUCGCCAGGUGCAUGGAAAAUGCACAGGAACAACCAUCAUGGAAAACGUAAUCUCUUUCAAUGCACAAAGUGUUCAUCUCUUUAUGAAACUGAGCAAGUGAGAAAUCUGCACGUAUCUUGUCAUUAUGGCGACUUGUUUAAAUGUCUGCACUGUGAUUUUAUUGAGAGAGAGUGGAGUAAGGUCUACAAGCAUCUUCGCACCCACAAAUACAGUUCCAAACCACAUCAAUGCACCGAAUGUGAAAGAUGGUUCUUCCAAAUAGCUGAGCUGAAAGAGCAUAUGGCAAAACACAAAACUCCCAGACCCUUCCUAUGUUCAUUAUGUGGCCAAGCGUUUAAAUAUAGACGUCAAAUGAGCAGGCAUCACAAACAUGUCCAUCAAAGACAGAAAGUGAAAGAGAUGAAGAAAAGAAAGAGAACGGAGAAUACUCUUGUGCGCUUGGAUACAAAAAGAACAAUUAGAACAAAAAAGAACUCAAAUGAAUUUGUGUGCAGCAUCUGCAACAGGAAGUGUUCUUCAAAACUGGCUCUACAGAGACACAUGGGAAUACAUGCUGGCAUCAAACCCUUUCAUUGCCAGCACUGCGAGUACAAAACUAGGCUAAAGGCCUCAUUGAUACAGCAUAUGUGUAUCCAUACUGGUGAGAAGCCUUUCAAAUGUGAAAUCUGCUCUUAUGCCUCAAUUGAUGCAAGCUCUCUGCGCAGACAUUUCAGGACUCACACAAGUGAGAGGCCCUACAAAUGUGAAAUGUGCUCGUACAGUUGCAUCCAGAAGAAGAGCCUGGACCUCCAUGUGCGACGACAUCACACUGGUGAGGCGUUUGGCUGUAGUUUUUGCUGCUAUUCUUCCCCUGACAAGCAACUCCUCCGGAAGCAUGUAAAGAAAUAUCAUCUCAUUUCAGAAACCUCAUUAAUCAGCACCCAGCCCACCCCUAGCCUCAAACCAUUUCCAGUGGAGCAUUAG
Emys orbicularis (European pond turtle) is the source of this 2013-nucleotide messenger RNA. RefSeq names its product zinc finger protein 14 homolog. Gene Ontology annotation, biological process: regulation of transcription by RNA polymerase II. The transcript has 7 exons. NCBI's taxonomy places the organism in Eukaryota, Metazoa, Chordata, Testudines, Emydidae. Gene Ontology annotation, molecular function: DNA-binding transcription factor activity, RNA polymerase II-specific; RNA polymerase II transcription regulatory region sequence-specific DNA binding. Gene Ontology annotation, cellular component: nucleus. The coding region runs from base 1 to 2013 and encodes 670 amino acids. The record is from RefSeq and is a predicted model, not a curated record.